GAGGGGGGAGCCAAGGGCUCGCCGGUGCCAGUCGCCGACGGGGCGCGCUCUGGUGCCGCGGCGGGUGGCACAGGCUGGCAGCCAUGGGCUGGGUGCCCAGGCCCCAAGGGGAGGGGGCGACUGCUGGCAACCGCCAGAGGUCCGCGUCGUGGGCCCUCCCCCUCGCCUGCCAGCUCCGGUCCCGCCCCCGGAGCCGCGUCCGCUCACUUUGCUCUGGGCAGAGCGACUGCCGCGGGCGCACGACCAGGGCUUGGGCCUCGGGGCAAGCGGCCCAUGGAGUCGGGGCUGCUGCGGCCAGCGCCGGUGAGCGAGGUCAUCGUCUUGCAUUACAACUACACGGGCAAGCUUCGCGGCGCGCGCUACCAGCCGGGCGCGGGGCUGCGUGCCGACGCCGUCGUGUGCCUGGCGGUGUGCGCCCUCAUCGUGCUCGAGAACUUGGCGGUGCUGUUCGUGCUGGGGCGCCACCCGCGCUUCCACGCGCCCAUGUUCCUGCUCCUUGGCAGCCUGACGCUGUCCGACCUGCUGGCGGGCGCGGCUUAUGCCGCCAACAUCCUGCUGUCGGGGCCCCUCACGCUGCGCCUGUCGCCCGCGCUCUGGUUCGCCCGUGAAGGUGGCGUCUUCGUGGCGCUCGCCGCGUCCGUGCUGAGCCUCCUGGCCAUCGCGCUCGAGCGCCGCCUCACCAUGGCCCGCCGAGGACCCGCGCCUGCCGCGCGUCGGGGCCGCUCGCUGGCCAUGGCGGCCGCCGCCUGGGGCGUGUCGCUGCUGCUCGGACUGCUGCCGGCGCUCGGCUGGAAUUGUCUGGGCCGCCUGGACACCUGCUCCACCGUCCUGCCGCUCUACGCCAAGGCCUACGUGCUCUUCUGCGUGCUCGCCUUCCUCGGCAUCCUGGCCGCCAUCUGCGCGCUCUACGCGCACAUCUACUGCCAGGUGCGCGCCAACGCGCGGCGCCUUCGGGGACGCCCGGGGGCCGCGAGGGGCGCCCCGGGCCGCGCACGCCGCACGCCGCGCUCGCUGGAGCUGUUGCGCACGCUCAGCGUCGUGCUCCUGGCCUUCGUGGCGUGCUGGGGCCCCCUCUUCCUGCUGCUCUUGCUCGACGUGGCGUGCCCCGCGCGCGCCUGCCCCGUGCUCUUGCAGGCCGACCCCUUCCUGGGCCUGGCCAUGGCCAACUCGCUCCUGAACCCCAUCAUUUACACGCUCACCAACCGCGACCUGCGCUUCGCUCUCUUGCGCCUGGUCUGCUGCGGCCGCCGCCCCUGCCACAGAGGGCAGGAUGCCUCCCAGGGCUCCGGGAGCCCCGCUGGGGCUUCGGAAGGCCUGAACCGCUGGCUGCCGCCUGGCUUGGAAGGCAGCUCCAGCCGCUCCGAGCGCUCGUCCCCGCAGCGGGACGGGCUGGACACGAGCGUCUCCGCUGGCGGCCCUGGGGCGCCCAUAACCGCCCAGACCCUGGUACCUGCACCGGCCGCCGACUGAUGCCCUUUGGCCUGCCGUUACCCUCCCUAAGGGCCGUUUGGCAGACUUUUUCUUUUUAAAUAAGGAAUUGAUAGGAAAAGCAGCUGAAGAUGGUGGCGGCAGAAGAGACAAAGGGAAACGUGUUUUAUUUAUGCUAAACCUCAGAGCAGUAAGUGAAACAGACAAAAAUCCGCGGCCCUCGUGGCAUUCACAUCCUGAUGGGGAACACAGGCAAUAACAGAGUGAAGAAAUCAUGGAGGUAAUUGCAGCUACAAUACAGUGAUGCCAUCCAUAGUGGUCAGGGGAUGCUCCGCUGCAGAAGUGUGACAUAUACUCUAAGCUGAGCUGUCAUUGCCCUGGGAACACUUGAAAGAAGAGCGUUGCAGGGUGAGGGAACAGCAGUGCAAAGGUCCUGAGGCCAGAACAUGCCUGUGCCUUCUCAGAAAAGCAAAGAUCUCCUCGUGGCUGGAGCAACAAUGGAGGGGGGUGGUGGGAGGAAACAAAGGCUGGUAUAUAAUGGGGCAGAGUGGGCAGAGCCUUGUGGGCUCCGUGGAGGACUUUGCUUUUACUCUGAGUGAAGUGGGAGGCAGACGUUGGACUUGAUUUGCUUGAGAUGUUCACAGAUCUCUGUAAGGGGGAAGGUCGAAGCUAGAACAAGGUGAAAGUGCCUGCACUGGCCCAGAGGAGCAACGAUAGGGGCUCAGGCUAUGUGGACAGAAUUACUGAGGAAUUGAGUGUAGGCAUGAGAGAAAGAAAGGAAUCCUGUUUAGAGGAGGGAAUGUUAAAGACACGGCACCCUAAACUAAAAUUUGACUGUGGAAGACAGCCAGUUCCUAUCUGAAACAAGAUUUCUUUGAGUGUGGUGUCAUAUCAUAAAAAAAUUAAAAACCUAAUAAAAUAAUAAGAACAAUUACAGCUUACUGUGCAGGGCCAGUCAUCCCCACAGUGGUAGGCCCAGGACAUACCUUUUCCUCGCCCUUACUGCAACUUUGCAAGGUAGCUUUCCUCACCCGGAUUUGACAGAUGAGCAGUGAGUACCUGGCCCAGUGUGGAAGCCAGUAUACUAGCCCAGACCGCCAGACUCCCAGGCCCUAAGGGACGCAGGCCUAGACUAGUGUCUGGCUUCUUCAGAGGGGCAUGGCAAGGGCAGACGCUCCCUCCCUGAGUGGUCUGCAUUCUUGUCUGGGGGCGAUACCAGGGGCCUGUUUGUGCCCAUAAAAGGCUCCAGGCAUGCUGGCUCUGGGUACCAGCUGUCCCUAGACGCAUUCCUGACCCCAGUGCCGCAUUGCGGCCUGGGGGAGGGGCAGGGGGCUUUGGACUCAAAGUAUCGCGCGCCACUUGCCGGGAGACCCGAGUAACUGCAGGCAGCCGCAAAGACCCCAGUGUGUUUUGGGGGCCACGGACUCACCCUGGGGGCCCGAGUGUCCACUGGCCACGCUCAGGUAGUCCCUGCGGGCCACAUGCACGGGAAACCAACCUAUUUCCUGGAACACGAACACACUGAAACUGGGACGCUCCCGGGACUAGACCUAAUUUCCCACUGGGCCUGGUGCCCCUGACCCCAGGCUCCUUUAUCGUCUAAGGGAACCUGAAGCUCACUCCGUUGUUUGGUUGUUUGAUAGGAUGAUAGUAAAGGGAUUUAGUCUCUUGUUCACAUUUUACACAAUUCGAAAAGCACCAGUUCCCUUUGUAGGAUGUGAUCGCUGUGGGGAAUCCUUGGAAAUUUCCAGAGCUAUUCUGUGGAUAAACGAGCUGACAGGUAAACACUUCUCUCUUUUUUUUAUAUACAAUUUUAGCACUGCUUUGCAUCUUGCUUUUUCACUUAGUAGUAUAUCUUGGGAACUGUUGCACACCCACAGAUUUUGUACCAUCUUACCCUCUUAGUUGGCUCAGGCUGUCAUAACAGACACCAUUACCUGAGCAGUUGAAACAGCAGAGACUUACUUCUC
Lutra lutra (Eurasian river otter) is the source of this 3398-nucleotide messenger RNA. RefSeq names its product sphingosine-1-phosphate receptor 5 (gene S1PR5). The record is from RefSeq and is a predicted model, not a curated record. Gene Ontology annotation, cellular component: membrane. Gene Ontology annotation, biological process: G protein-coupled receptor signaling pathway. Lineage: Eukaryota; Metazoa; Chordata; Mammalia; Carnivora; Mustelidae. Gene Ontology annotation, molecular function: sphingosine-1-phosphate receptor activity. Bases 274 to 1470 code for a protein of 398 amino acids. The transcript is spliced from 2 exons.